Molecule: messenger RNA, 357 nt
Organism: Opisthorchis viverrini
Lineage: Eukaryota; Metazoa; Platyhelminthes; Trematoda; Opisthorchiida; Opisthorchiidae
Exons: 4
Coding region: 1-357 (118 amino acids)
Source: RefSeq, a predicted model, not a curated record
AUGGAACGCAAACAAACACCGGCAGCUAUGAAAGUUGAACGCAGCCAGGACACGCAAAAAGCUCGACAACAGGAGAAAGACGGCAAGUCAAACAGGUCCACAGUUCAGCAAAAUAAACUGAAUAAAUACGAGAGAGAUCCACAAACCCCUGUAUCGACAGAUGUUGCAAAGGGUUGCAAGCCUACGGGGCCCAGCAAACACCUGCGGCGAUCGGCCACCAAAAGCAAUCGGUUCUGGCAGUAUAAACUGGGAUCGACAGUGAAACACCACGGUUCCUCUCUCAAUGACGAUGAUGACACUAGGCAUUUCUACCGGAAUGUGUUGGAGCUAAACAGGGCUACCAACUGGAUGCGCUGA